AUGAGGUUUAUCAAAGAUAGUAAAAUUUACGAUUUUAAGUAUGCCUGCUGUUCAUAUCUCUUGAUAUCUCUAUUCAUAGCAAUGUGCUAAUCCCAAAAGCUAGCAUUCAAAUCUUUGAUGAGCUUACCUACUUCAAAUACUUAAUCUUGCUAAUUAACCGUUGCAAAUGUCACUGGUAAUUUAAUUUUCUAAUUAAAAUAACUAUUAGUGGUGAUAUGUUCUGAUGCAACCUAUUUUUUCAAAACACAAGAUUUAAUUGCUGAUUCCACUUAGGCUUCUAAUAGUAUGCAAACUUAGUCAACAGCAAUAACCCCAUUUUCAUGUCCAAAGCUAAGUUUUGAGUCACAAUUCUAAGGAUCAGUCACAUAUCUAAACGAGUAUUCAGUUUACCGAGCAAGUUUAGACUCAACUGGGAGCAUUCUUAUCACAAAGUUAUUCUUUAUUGAUAGUAGUUGGAUAUCUGGAGACACUAUUAUUGAUGUAUUGGUUACUGAUACUUAUACAGUUUUUUAAAUGGGUAACAACUAUAACUUUUAAGUAUAUGCUCGACCUAAAACCCUAGGCUAGUAAGUUACUAGAGUUAAAACAGGCUCCCUUACAUUUUCAGGUUAUGGUACUAUUGUGCUUCAAUAUUUCUUAUCAGAUGCUUCCACAUAAUUGAUUCAUCUUUAUGUUUCUCCAAAUUAUAACACAAAGGAUAACUUGAUUACAAAGUACUCAUUGGUUUCUACUUCAGUAAGUGGAAGCUUAAGUGAUGUCACUUUUUGGAAGAUUGGCGAAACUAAUGUGAAAACCGCGACAGUUUCAACGAUUGUUGUAAGCAAAAAUUUCAUGGGAUAUGGGUGUGAAUUAUGCAACAACUAUGCAGGGCUAAUUACAUUAUAUGAUUCAAAUACAUUAGCUUAGAUUUUAAGUGUUCCAGGCACAAGUGACAAUCCCUAAUUGGGAAAAGACCUAACUGCAAUAGACACAGGAAGUUAAUUCCAAACAUUCUUUUCUUAAAGUAAUUCUGGAGGAGCUGUAAAUAGCAGACAGUAUUUCUUGAACGAAUUAAAAAUCCUAUAUAAUUAAGACACUAAAACCUAUGGAUAUGAACUGAACACAAAAGUAACAUCAGGCAUGCAAGGAACACCUCAUCUAGAUAUUGAUUUCGGUAUUUACAAUGGACAAGUUAUAUCAAAAUAUAAAGCAUAGAAAUAGCUGUUUGGUUUAUAGACUUGCUCUUAUCAAAGCUAUUAUACAGCAAGCAGCAGAACUUGCACUGCUUGCUCCACUUUUACACUAUUUUCUCAAAAUACUUCUUGUGUCUAAUGCUCAGACCUUUGGUAUGCAACUCAGCGAUAAAAGACUAAUUCCUACUAUCAAUCUUUAAAUGUUAACUUUUGCAAAAAUUUUGAUCCAAAGACAUUACCAGAUUAUAAUUCAAUUGUUAAUGGAGGAGGAACAAACAAUGGAGGUAAUGGAAAUAAUAAUAAUAACAAUGGGGGUGGAGGAAAUACCAACAAUAAUAAUAAUUCAACAUCAGGUGGCGACUCUUCAAGCGGUAUAGGGAUAGGAGGAAUAGUUGCCAUAGUGAUUGUGAUAGUAUUAUUAAUUGGCUUAGCAAUUGGAGGAUAUUUUUUCUACAAAUGGUGGUAAAAUAGAAAGCUGCAAGAAGUUACUAAAAAGAAAAGAGAUGAAAAGAAGGAAAAAUAGGGUCAAGCUCCAAAGAGAAAGAACGCCAAAGAAUUCGAUGAGAAUAGAAUUCAGAAAAAAAUGGAAGCCUAGUAAGUACAAUAGUAUAACUCAAUUAAGAAUACUGAAAGAGAUGUAAAUUCUAAGGGCACUGAAGAUACAAACUAGAAUAAAUUAGAUGACAUUUAACUGGAGAUGGACUAAUAAGAGGCAGAUAUCACUAUUGAGCCUGAAUCUCAAAGAAGAAAAUAGGAUGAUUAAUCAUACAAGAACAAGGCCCAAGAUAUUGACACUUCUUAGUCCCCAAUCAAGUAGCUUCAACCUGCAGCUGGGAGGAUGAAUGCUGCAUAACAGCAGUUAAGCAACCAGAAAGUUAACAACAAAAAGGAAUUAAAUGAGGAUAUAGAACCUAUGGAUGACAUCGAAGAUGAAGAUGAUGAUGACUUUAGUGAUAGUGAUGUGUGA
Stylonychia lemnae is the source of this 2139-nucleotide messenger RNA. The record is from the annotation of a GenBank genome assembly. NCBI's taxonomy places the organism in Eukaryota, Ciliophora, Spirotrichea, Sporadotrichida, Oxytrichidae.